Molecule: messenger RNA, 3572 nt
Organism: Austrofundulus limnaeus
Lineage: Eukaryota; Metazoa; Chordata; Actinopteri; Cyprinodontiformes; Rivulidae
Gene: znf281a
Product: zinc finger protein 281a
Exons: 6
Coding region: 707-3037 (776 amino acids)
Biological process (GO): regulation of transcription by RNA polymerase II
Molecular function (GO): DNA-binding transcription factor activity, RNA polymerase II-specific; RNA polymerase II cis-regulatory region sequence-specific DNA binding
Source: RefSeq, a predicted model, not a curated record
AUUAUUAUUAUUAUUAUUAGAAUUUUAAACUAAACAAUAAAUUAGCCAAAUCUAUUUAGCUUUUAACCCAAAUGUAAAAGAAAAUCUUAUAAAAGUAGAAGUAAAGUUGCUGAAAUGCACUGAAACUGUCUUUUAGUGGCAUGUGCAUGUUUUAAAAAUAACUGGCCUAAUUUAAAGCCAUUAAAAGAGUUUGUUUAUGCUGCAGCUUUAGAAGUGUACAAACAGUUACCCUAAUGCUGUUUACGUGCGCUCUCAUCUCCAGAUAAGCUCAUUCAAAUGGGAUGACCGAGUCACACAACCCAGUCAAAAAGAUUAACACACGGCGUAAAGCCGUCAUUCUUUGUCUCGUGUUGUCUGGAUCGUCCGCCUUCGUGAACUUUGAGGCCCAAAAAUACAGAAUGCAAAGACUAAUUAACCAGUCUGGAUCUUUUUCUUCACCUCAGUUUCACAUGUUCCAGACUGUAGCCCUUUAUUGACCCACAAACCGUCACUUUAAUCUGAUUAAGCACCUCGGGGUGAGAUCAGAUGCCGUGACACUGAUUUCUGAAGUUGAUCUGGCUCAAAACUGUUCUUCCAGAUUGAUUUUUAUGCCCGAGUUAUUUUUUAAGCAGUAUUCUAGUACCUAAACUUUACCUGCUGCCGUUGUUUUCCUCACAGGAUGAAACUGAUUUCCCCUCGAUAGUUUUCCUGCCCAGCAGCCUUCAGCAUGAGCAUCAUUCAAGACAAGCUAGGAAAUGAAUUCCUGCUCUCCAACAGAGGCAUGGACUCCAACUUUGGAYCCGGGAUGAUAAUGUUCAGCCACCUCCCUCCGGUGACCAGCUUCACCCGGGUGGCCACCCACACCGUCAUGCAGGAGCUCCCGCCGCAAGAUUUGAUCCUGAAGAAGGAGCGCGAGUCCCCCGACUGCAGCGCGGGCACUCAGGAUGGAAGCCUUAGGUGUGCUGGGGCGGAGGACUACGUGCACACCCUGGGCAUCAAACAGGAGAAGCUGUCAGAGCACGAUUACCGCCUGCCGCUCUACCCCGGAGGUCUGAUGAAGGGCACGGAGCUGCUGGAGGUGACCGUCGGCGGCAACAACCAGAAACUGCUGGUGCACGACUUCAACAUGGGCAUUCUGUCAAGUCAGUUAGAAAAAGAGGCCACCGGGAAGAAAGGUCGGUGGUCACACGGUGAUGGACAGGGGGGCAAACCAAGAAAGAAGAGAAGUGAGGCAAAGCAGCAGUCGAUGAUGCUGGAUGCAGAAGGAGGAAGUCUGUCUCCAGGAAACAAGCCUCACAUCUGUGAACACUGCACCGCCUCCUUCAGAAGCUCCUACCACCUUCGCAGACACGUCCUCAUUCACACAGGUGAAAGACCCUUCAGGUGCAGUGAAUGCAACAUGAGCUUCAUUCAGAAAUACCUUCUCCAGCGACACGAGAAAAUCCACAGCGGAGAGAAGCCGUUCUGCUGCGAUCAGUGUAACAUGCGAUUCAUUCAGAAGUACCACAUGGAGAGACACAAGAGGACGCACAGCGGAGAGAAGCCGUACAGAUGUGAGACCUGCCAACAGUAUUUUUCGCGGACAGAUCGACUUCUUAAGCACAAGAGAACCUGUGGAGAAGCCAUAAAGAAGGAGCUGAGUCCUGGGAUGGACCUGAGUUGUGGAGACGCGGGACAGGGCAGCUACGGAAUCACUCAGGGAAAUACUGGGAGGAAGAGAGGGAAGUCCAAAAACUCUGCAGAGGGAGGGCAGCGCAAGAAAAAGAAGGGAAACGGAGGAGGAGUGAGUAAGUCGCAUAUGCAUGUAGAUUUAUCUGGAGGCUAUGUCGUCCAUGAGUACUCUGGAGAGAAUCCAACUGUGUCUUCCUCUACUGAGCCUGGGCCCAGCAUGGAACAGGGCCACCAGGCCCCAAAGAUGGCCUUCAAGAAGGCCAACCGUAAGAGCCUGAAAAAAGCAGGUUUGGAGCAGGAAAGCCUGCUCCUGCAGAGUAACGAGCCUAAAGUGGAGUCCACCAGCAGCAACUAUGACGACGCCAUGCAGUUCGUAAAGAAGCGCCGCUACCUUCAGGCAGCCAACAGUGCAAACGCCCCCGGUCCCACUGUUCCCGCAGGAGCCGGCAGCGAGUAUGACGUCAACGUCAACAUGUCCCUGCAGCCGUCUGACCUUCAGGGUUCCAUUUCAAACCUGAUGGACGGCGACGUUCAUCUCAGCCUCGACAAGUCGGGGAUCCCCGACGAGGUUCUGCAGAGCCUCCUGGAACACUACACCCAGAAACCCGACGGCUCGCACCACGACAUUCACUUCGACAUCGGCGAGCAGCACGUGGAGCUGAACCCCGCCUCGGCCGACGGCCCCGACGCCGCCGACUCCUCCAGCCCGUCGGAUAAGAUGCACGAGUACUCCCGCUUCCUGCUGCAGGCUUUGGAGCGCACCAGCCACAGUGCUGCUUUCUCCCUCGGGCCCGGACUGCCCCCUUCGGGACCCUUCACCAGUUCCCACCUGGGAAACCUCCUCUAUGCUGACAAGAACAUCUACACUACAUCCCCGCUGGACUGCGGCUUUGGUCAGUGUGUGGCCUCGCCUUCGCUGCCCUCGUCUGUGCCAAAGUCUCACUUUACGAUGCUGACGAGCCCCUCCCUGCAGCACAGCUUCACCCUGAGCACCCUGGACGCCCUCACGCACCAGCAGCUCACCCCGUCUCAGGAGCUCACCGAGCAGAUGGAGAAACGGCACUCCUCCAGCCCCCCGUCCUCCUACCAGAUAAACCCAUCUGACCUGAGCCUCCAGAAGGACCAGGCAUCGGUGAAGUCCGGCGCRGAGACCAUCUACUCUCUGGACUCGUCUAAGCCUUCCUACCAGAUCGAGAACUUCGCCCAGGCCUUCGGCUCCCAGUUCAAGUCAGAGGGUCAGAUGUACGGCACUGACUCCGGCGGGGAGGUGGAUCACAGGAUAAAGACGCCUGUGUCUGAUUUCUCAGGGUUUAGCAGUUUGUUAUCUGAUGUUCAUGAGCCAGGAAGUACAAGUUCCAAAACACCAACAAGCCAAAGCUACAGAUGAAAGCCUGAGAGGAAGAGCAGACUGUCAUCAAAAGUUUGUGUUCCUAUUUUAAUUUCUCUGUGCUACUAUUUUAUUAUUAUUAUUAGUUAUUUUAUUUUUAAGUGACGUUCARGUUUUAAGUCAUCUUCCUCCAAUAAGCCUGCAAGGCGUUCUGCAAAUGCAAAUUUUUUUACUGUUUUUUUAGGUCAUAUUGAUAACAAAGGUAGUGAAAAUAAGUUUUGAGUGGGUGUUGUGGGCGGGCGUUACAAAACAAGUGUUUGUAACAGGAAUUACUCAGGAAAAAGCGACGAAAGGAGCGGCUCACYACGGGCGGUGAGAACUCUUUCAGAAAUGUAAGUUUGCAACUUCGAAAAGGAAUUUUUCUUAACGUUUUUUUACCUGUCGAAUGAUCUGCUGCCAGCUCAUUUGAACACUGAGAACACUUUUUACUCAGCGAUAUAGAGAUUAUGGUACUUUCAUGUCAAUGUGAAACUCUUGUUCUCUUCAAUAAGGGCCAUAUAGAUGAAAAUCUAUAUAUUUAUAAGAAUAUAUAUUA